AUGACCUCAGUUAUUCAACCAUCAACACAAUCCUCGUCUUUAUUAUCGUUAUCAUUUGAACCACCUGCCCCAAAUAAAAAAGUUUUACCAUUAUUGUCACCACAACAAAUACACACUUCAAGAAAUGCUCGGCAUGUUAUAAAUUGUAACCAUUUAUGCUACAAAUCUUCAGCCGAUGGAAACUUAUUGAAUAAUAUGACACAUCCACAUGUAGUUAAACAUCAUUUCUCUUGUAAAACAGAGGCUACUCCGAGUAAUAUUCCGAAGACAUUACUUUUAUCUCCACCGCUACCAACACGUCGUAGACCCGGAGAUUUACUAACAUCACAUCGUUGUUCAAAAGGUCCAACAAGUCGAUCAUUAUCUUCGGAUCAUUGUGAACGCAAUAAUUCAACUUUAAAUGAUGAAUACUACCAAACGAAAACUUCUUUCCAGUCAUUAAAUUCAACUACAAAUAAAUUAAUCAAAUCGCAAUCACCUCCAAUGAAAUUGAAAAAGUCUUCACAUUUUAUAUCAUUAACUAAAAGCAAUGAAUUUAAUUCAGAUGAUUUAUUAUGUACUGAAAAUAAUUCAAAUCAUCAACAUCACCAUAAUGAUCACCAGGUUGCUAAUCAAUUAAAUAAAGAAGAAUUUUCACGUCUUCCUGUUGGUUUUCGCUGGAAUUAUAUUUUUGUAAAAUUAUCCAAUUGGUUUCAACGUAUACAUACAAUAAAUUAUUCAAGAACUUCAUCAGAUCGUGUAUCAUCUUCCAUACCGAUACAUAAUAAUAAAUCUGCCUCUGUUUCAAAUUCCUAUCGUUAUCAAAUAAGAAAAUUUGAACCGACUAGAUCACGAAGUCAACCAGAUGAAAAAUCUGGCAAAAUUAAAUCUAAUCUACAUAAUAAUGAUCAUUUUUUUAGUGAUUCUAAAACAAAUAUACAAUUAUCAAGUGAAAUUAAUUAUUCUAAUCGAAAUAUUUUAUCAUCAGAUUUUGAAUAUAGGAACAAUUUGAAAAAUGGAAGUUUACCAUUCUCUUCAUCUUCAUUAAUAUCUAAUGAGAAAUCAACUGGAAAUUUAAUAGAUUUUUGUCAUACUGAUCAAUCUCCUAUAGUUUUCAAUAAUAAUUCAUGCAGUAAUAAUAAUUCAUGUUCAUGUUCAAUUAUGUCUCUCAAUGAUUUAACAUACAGUAAAUUUCAUGAAAUCUCUUCAAAAUAUAAUGAUAUAAAUUGUUUUUGUACUCAAAGUUGUCCAAUCAAUUCACAUCAAUUAAAUGAACUACAUCUUGAUAAUCAGAUAUCAUUUACAUCAUGUGUAUCUGAUUGUUGUUUUUGUCAAAGAUACUUCAAUUACUGUGAUCAUAAUCGGUUAGUUUCAUUUUCUUCUAAUAAUCAAUAUGAACAAGAUAAUCGAAUUUUACAAUCAUCACAUUAUCAUGAUCUACAACAGCAGUAUUACCACCAUUAUUAUUCUUGUCAACAUCAUCAUCAUUAUUACCAUCAUCAUCAUCAUCACCACCGUCGACAGCAACAACAUCAUCAUUUAAGUCAUGAUUUCAAUCAACGUCAUAUAAAGUUCAUGAAUAAUCAGCACACAACAAAUAUAUGUUGUAGAAAUUAUCCAACACAAAAUAAAGCUGUAAGAAACUUUCAUUUAAAUUUAGAAAACCAAUAUACUACUAUUGGUCAACUAGAUCAAAUGAGAUCUGAUUGUAGGAAAAUAUCUCCGUCGAAUAAUAAAAAAAUUGACUGUUCAUCACCUGUCAUCACUUUACAGUGUUUAAACUUGACAGAAAAACAAUCAAAUAGAUUGAACGAUAAUAUUGGCAGUGUAACAAGUGUAAAUAAUAAUAAUAAUAAUAAUAAUAAUAAUAAUAAUAAUAAUAAUUCAAUAGAUAAUGAGCAUUCAAUGAAUACAAGAAAUAUCUCAUCACGUUUCAUAGAUUAUCAUCAACAUCAUAACCAAAUGCUUGUACAAAAUCAUGAGCAUGAAGCUGUUGAGCAUAUGAAUGAGGAUGACAAUGUUGUAAAAUGUACAAACUCAGAAAUCACAUGUUCAAAUUUAACUAUUGGUAAAUCUUCUGAUGAAAAAGUACAGUCGACGAAUAUUUCAAAAAUUGAUAUGACUACUACUACUACUACUACUACUACUACUACUACUACUACUACUACUACUACUGCUAAUACAUUUCUUCAUCAAAAGUUUGUAACCGAUUUGAUAUUUUUAAAACGCAUGGGUUGGUACUGGGGUCCAUUGACAGUCGAAGAAGCUGAAUUGCUAUUAAAAAACUGCGCGGAUGGAACUUUCCUUGUACGUGACAGUAGUCAUGAUUCAUACAUUUUAACUGUCAGUUUUCGCUCUGGUGGUCAAAUUUACCAUACAAGAAUUGAACAUCUGGCUGGCAAAUUUAGUUUGGCUCUAUUAAAUGAUUUAAAUAACAAUGUUUCAUCAAGUGUAGCUGAAUGCAUUGAACGUGUAAUGGUUGAUUCUUUUCAAGAUCGUAUGCAUUUUUUACCAACUCUUGAUGACUCUUCAUUAUCUAUUAAUAUUAAUACAAAUGUACAGUUUAUUAAUAAUGAUCAACAUCAUUCUGACCAACAUCGACAACUUCAACAAUUUAAUAAUAAUAAUAAUAAUAAUAAUAAUAAUAAUAAUAUAUCACAACCAUUUGAAUCCACACGCCGUUCUACCUCCACUACACAUAUUAAAGCUUCUUUAAUUCAUCCACUGUCACGUUUUUUAAUUGUUCCAUCAUUAGUACAUUUAUGUCGUUUUGAAUUGCUAUUACAUGUUCGACAUGAUCAUAUUGAUUUAUUACCAUUACCACCGCAUAUAUUACGUUAUUUAAAAGAAAGUCAAUAUUAUGCAGAAUUUAUACCAGCUUAUUUAGAAUUAUUAACCAAUAUGAAUAGUAAUAAUGAUAAAGUUUAAUCACCAUUCUAAUAAUAAUAAUAUGAUCAAUUUACAUGGGUUUCUUUGUUUUAUUGUAAGAAAAUUUACAAUCAGCAUUUCAAUCAUUACAUUCCAAUAUAUAACUAAGAAUUUAUUAUUAUCCAUUCAGUAUGUAUACAGUGACGAAACGAUCAAAGAUUAUCAUGACAAUAAAUAGUUUACACAAAUUACUAUUAUUCUAUAGUUUUAUUUUGGGUAAAAACAGAAGAAAAAAAACGUCAUUUCAUUUUGAUGUUGUUCGUCUAGUUCUAUUUAUUUGUUGGUUUCACGUCUUUUUUAUUGAUUACAGUUAUGUUUGUGCGUUUUUUUAAUGCAACUGUUGAUGUUGUGUUACUAUCAUGUUGAUUAUUGAGAAUUUACCAGUGGAUAUCACAAAUUAUACUACUACUUAAUAAUGAACGGUAGUUCUUUUUUACCAUAAAUAGUUUGUUUAGUGAAUAUUUAAACAUAUGAACACAUAAUUUGUUUGAUUAUAGUUCUUUCUUUUUCUUUUUUUAAUGAACAAUCGAGAAAAACGAUGUAUGAAUUCUACCUCACACUAUGUUUGUAAAUAUAUGUGUUUUUACUUCAAAUAAUUACAAUAUAUAUAUUUACAGAAUUGUUAUUCAUAAAUUUUAAAGUGAGCGUUUAGUUCAUAAAUAUUCGUAUAAACAUAAGCUUGACUUUAGAUCAAUACGAAACUCAAACGGAUUUGAACAUUGAACAUCAGUUGUUAUUUUUAUGUUCUUUCUUUAUUGAUUAUUUGUUAUUGUAGUUGUGUUUUGUUCUGUUUUUUUUUUUUUUUU
Molecule: messenger RNA, 3713 nt
Organism: Schistosoma spindalis
Lineage: Eukaryota; Metazoa; Platyhelminthes; Trematoda; Strigeidida; Schistosomatidae
Source: the annotation of a GenBank genome assembly